ACCCGAGCGGUUCCCAUAGCCCCGGCGCUCGCUCAGAUGUGUUAAGAUGAAACACUUCAGAUAGGCCUUCUGAUCAAGAAAAGGAAAACAGAACAUUACAGACUCUGGAAAAAACAACUUGGUGUUUUAGAUGCUAUUCUGGAAAAAUUUUAGUGAUGGAUCAAAGGAAGAAUGAGAGUAUUGUUCCUAGUAUCACUCAACUAGAAGAUUUUCUUACAGAACACAAUUCCAAUGUUGUUUGGCUCCUUGUUGCUACUAUUUUGUCUUGUGGAUGGAUUAUUUAUCUCACAUAUUAUAAUUCUCGGAAUGUUGGUCUUAUUUUAACGCUGGUUCUUAACAGGUUAUACAAGCAUGGCUAUAUUCAUAUUGGUUCAUUUUCUUUCUCUGUUCUUUCUGGAAAAGUCAUGGUUCGUGAAAUCUAUUAUAUUACAGAAGACAUGUCUAUUAGAAUUCAGGAUGGAUUUGUAAUUUUUCGGUGGUGGAAAAUGUAUAAUCCAAAGCAGAAGCAACAUGAUCCAAAAGCAGAAACUAGAUUAUACAUCACAGUCAAUGACUUUGAAUUUCAUGUGUAUAAUCGUUCGGAUCUUUAUGGACAUCUUCAAGAAUUGUUUGGUUUGGAGCCAACAAUAAUUCCACCCAAGAAAGAAGAUGAUAAAACACGAGAAAAUGGAAGAGCAAGAACCCAGUCCAAAAUCGAAAGAGUUAAAGUAAAAACAGAAUCUCAAGACCCUACAUCUUCAUGGAGAUCACUUAUUCCUGUCAUAAAGGUCAAUGUGAGCACAGGGCGUUUGGCCUUUGGAAAUCAUUACCAACCUCAAACUCUGUGCAUCAACUUUGAUGAUGCUUUCUUAACUUAUACUACAAAACCACCUUCCAGUCAUCUUGACCAGUUCAUGCACAUUGUGAAAGGAAAGCUUGAAAAUGUUCGAGUCAUGCUUGUUCCUAGUCCAAGAUAUGUUGGUCUUCAAAAUGAUGAACCACCAAGAUUAAUGGGAGAAGGUUUUGUGGUGAUGCAGUCAAAUGAUGUUGACAUCUACUAUUACAUGGAUGAGCCAGGACUUGUUCCAGAAGAAACAGAAGAAAAUAUUGAAGGAGAAAUAAGCACUGAAGAUUGCAAAUUACAAGACUUGCCUCCAUGUUGGGGAUUGGAUAUAGUUUGUGGUAAAGGAACAGAUUUCAACUAUGGGCCAUGGGCUGAUAGGCAGAGAGAUUGUUUGUGGAAGUUCUUCUUCCCUCCUGAUUAUCAAGUUCUGAAAGUUUCUGAAAUUGCACAGCCUGGGAGACCAAGACAGAUCCUUGCUUUUGAACUACGAAUGAAUAUUAUUGCAGAUGCUACAAUUGACUUGUUGUUUACCAAAAAUAGGGAAACAAAUGCUGUACAUGUGAAUGUCGGAGCUGGUUCAUAUUUAGAAAUUAAUAUUCCAAUGACGGUUGAGGAAAAUGGUUAUACCCCUGCAAUUAAAGGACAACUCUUACAUGUUGAUGCCACUACCAGCAUGCAAUACCGGACUCUUUUAGAAGCGGAAAUGUUGGCAUUUCACAUCAAUGCCAGCUACCCCCGAAUAUGGAACAUGCCACAAACAUGGCAGUGUGAAUUAGAGGUUUAUAAAGCCACCUACCACUUCAUCUUUGCACAGAAGAAUUUCUUCACAGAUUUAAUUCAAGACUGGUCAAGUGAUAGUGCGCCAGACAUUUUUUCAUUUGUUCCAUAUACUUGGAAUUUUAAAAUCAUGUUUCAUCAAUUUGAAAUGAUUUGGGCAGCUAAUCAGCACAACUGGAUUGACUGUUCCACUAAACAACAGGAAAAUGUGUACCUGGCAGCCUGUGGGGAAACACUAAACAUUGAUUUUUCUUUGCCUUUUACGGACUUUGUUCCAGCUACAUGUAAUACCAAGUUCUCUUUAAAAGGUGAAGAAGUUGACCUUCAUUUGUUUCUACCAGAUUGCCACCCUAGUAAAUACUCAUUAUUUAUGCUGGUAAAGAAUUGCCACCCCAAUAAAAUGACUCAUGAUACUGGUAUUCCUGCUGAAUGUCAAAGUGGCCAGAAAACAGUUAAACCAAAAUGGCGGAACAUUACUCAAGAAAAGGCUGGUUGGGUUGAAUGCUGGACUGUCCCAAGUGUCAUGCUUACAAUUGAUUAUACAUGGCAUCCAAUUUAUCCACAAAAAGCAGAUGAACAGCUGAAACAGUCAUUGUCAGAAAUGGAAGAAACAAUGCUCUCUGUGUUAAGGCCAUCUCAGAAAACAGACAGAGUUGUUUCUUCUCCCUCUGCUUCUUCUCGUCCUCCUAUUGAUCCCUCAGAACUUCCACCUGAUAAACUUCAUGUAGAAAUGGAACUUUCUCCAGAUUCUCAGAUAACUCUCUAUGGACCUCUAUUAAAUGCCUUUCUGUGUAUUAAGGAAAACUACUUUGGGGAAGAUGACAUGUACAUGGAUUUUGAAGAGGUUAUUUCAAGUCCCGUUCUGUCCCUGUCAACAUCAUCCAGUUCUGGAUGGACUGCUGUUGGGAUGGAAAAUGACAAAAAAGAAAAUGAAAGUUCAGCAAAGUCAAUUCAUCCACUUACCUUGCGUCCUUGGGAUAUUACUGUACUUGUUAAUUUGUACAAAGUUCAUGGACGUCUUCCUGUUCAUGGAACAACUGAUGGUCCUGAGUGCCCUACAGCUUUUUUGGAAAGACUAUGUUUUGAGAUGAAAAAAGGAUUUAGGGAGACCAUGCUGCAACUUGUCCUGUCACCCCUGAAUGUGUUUGUCAGUGAUAACUAUCAGCAGCGACCGCCUGUGGAUGAAGUGCUCAGGGAAGGUCACAUCAAUUUGUCAGGUCUCCAACUGAGAGCACAUGCUAUGUUCUCAGCAGAAGGUCUUCCUUUGGGAAGUGAUUCCUUAGAAUACGCAUGGCUAAUUGAUGUGCAGGCUGGAAGCCUUACAGCUAAGGUCACAGCACCACAGCUGGCUUGUCUCUUGGAGUGGGGACAGACAUUUAUUUUUCAUGUGGUAUGUCGAGAGUAUGAACUGGAAAGACCAAAAUCAGUAGUAGUAUGUCAGCAUGGAAUUGAUCGACGCUUCUGUGAAUCCAAGUUGAGUUGUAUUCCUGGGCCUUGUCCAACCUCAGAUGACUUGAAGUAUACCAUGACUCGUUUAGCAGUAGAUGGAGCCGAUAUUUAUAUUGUGGAGCAUGGCUGUGCUACAAAUAUAAAGAUGGGUGCAAUUCGGGUUGCAAACUGUAAUCUCCACAAUCAGUCAGUUGGGGAAGGAAUAAGUGCUGCAAUUCAGGAUUUUCAAGUGAGACAAUACAUUGAACAGUUAAAUAAUUCCAGAGUUGGACUUCAGCCUGCAGUACUUCGGAGGGCCUAUUGGCUUGAAGCUGGGUCAGCCAACUUAGGACUUAUCACUGUUGAUAUUGCAUUAGCUGCUGAUCAUCAUUCUAAACACGAGGCCCAAAGACAUUUCUUAGAAACUCAUGAUGCCAGAACUAAGAGGUUGUGGUUUUUGUGGCCAGAUGAUACCCUGAAGAAUAAGAGGUGUAAGAACAAGUGUGGUUGUCUUGGUGGCUGCAGAUUCUUUGGUGGCACAGUAACUGGCCUAGAUUUCUUCAAACUUGAAGAGUUGACACCUUCCAGUAGUUCUGCAUUUUCAAGCACAAGUGCAGAGUCUGAUAUGUAUUAUGGACAGUCUCUGCUACAGCCUGGAGAAUGGAUUAUUACUAAAGAAGUUCCCAAGAUUGUAGAUGGUAAUGUGAAUGGCAUGAAGAGGAAAGAAUGGGAAAACAAAUCAGUGGGAACAGAAGUAGAGAGGAAAACUCAGCACCUUAGUCUUCAAGUACCAUUACGAUCUCAUAGCUCAUCCUCUUCCUCCGAGGAGAACAGUAGUUCCAGUGCUGCCCAGCCUCUCUUGGCUGGCGAAAAGGAAUUUUCUGAUUGCAAGAGUAAUUAAUACUAUUCAUUCCAGAUAUUAAGAAAAUACAGAAAAGUAUAACAAAAAUGAAUCAUCCCUACAGAAAUUUCAGGAAACAGCCCUGUAUCUCCUAAUACUCAGGAAAAGUCAGUAGGUCAGUCUCCUCUGAGAUCUCCCUUGAAACGACAAGCCUCUGUAUGUUCCACCCGACUUGGAAGUACCAAGAGCCUUACUGCUGCUUUUUAUGGGGACAAGCAGCCUGUUACAGUGGGAGUCCAAUUUAGCAGUGAUGUCUCCAGAAGUGAUGAAAAUGUACUAGACUCACCAAAGCAGAGGAGAAGUUUCGGUUCAUUUCCAUACACACCAUCAGCAGACUCUAAUUCAUUUCAUCAAUAUCGAUCAAUGGAUUCCAGCAUGUCAAUGGCUGAUAGUGAAGCCUACUUUUCUGCAGCUGAAGAAUUUGAGCCCAUUAGCAGCGAUGAAGGCCCUGGAACUUAUCCGGGUAGAAAAAAGAAGAAAAAGCAAGCCCAGCAGAUUGACUAUAGUAGGGGUUCCAUAUAUCACAGUGUGGAAGGACCACUUACUGGCCAGGGAGAAAGCAUUCAGGAUCCCCGGACUCUGCCAUUCAAAACUCAUCCUUCCCAGGCUUCCUUUGUUUCUGCAUUAGGUGGAGAGGAUGAUGUUAUAGAGCAUCUGUAUGUUGUAGAAAGUGAGAAAACAAUAGAAAGCGAACAGAUUACUUCUCAGCAACCUGUGAUGAAUUGCUAUCAGACUUACCUUACACAGUUCCAGGUAAUUAAUUGGUCAGUGAAGCAUCCAACCAACAAAAGAACCUCUAAGUCCUCACUGCAUCGCCCCCUUGAUCUGGAAACACCAACCAGUGAAGAAAGUUCAUCAUCAUUUGAACAGCUUUCUGUUCCAACUUUUAAGGUUAUCAAACAGGGGCUCACAGCUAACUCUUUACUAGACAGAGGAAUGCAACUUUCAGGAUCAACUUCAAAUACACCAUAUACUCCGCUGGAGAAGAAAGCUGUUGAUAACACUGAUGAUGAGACAUUAACAGAAGAGUGGACCUUGGAUCAGCCAGUCUCCCAGACUAGGACCACAGCCAUAGUUGAAGUAAAAGGAACUGUUGAUAUUGUUCUGACUCCCCUAGUGGCUGAAGCUUUAGACAGGUAUAUUGAAGCCAUGGUGCAUUGUGCUAGUACUCGUCAUCCAGCAGCAAUUGUGGAUGAUCUGCACGUCAAAGUCCUCAGGGAAGCUGUCCAAAACAGCAAGACUACCUUCUCAGAAAAUCUAUCUUCUAAGCAAGAUGUUAGAGGAACAAAAACUGAACACUCUACCAUAGGAAUGACUAAUCAAGGACAAGCACAGACAAAUCCUAUGAUGAAGCAAGAUAAUGUAACAAUUAAAGGUCUUCAGGCUAAUGUUAGCAUACCAAAGGUGAACUUAUGUUUGCUACAAGCCUCAGUAGAGGAAUCUGCAAAUACAGCUCCUAGUAGGAGUGUGACUCAUGUUUCCUUAGUAGCGCUGUGUUUUGACAGAAUUGCUACACAAGUUCGUAUGAACAGAGGUGUGGUUGAAGAGAGUUCAAACAGUGCCGACCCUGGUAAAACAUCAAAUUUUGAUAGGUACGUUCAUGCUACUAAGAUGCAGCCUCAGUCAUCUGGAUCUCUCAGAUCAAAUGCUGGAGUGGAAAAAGGCAAAGAGAUUGCAGCCAAGUUAAACAUUCAUCGAGUUCAUGGGCAACUGAGGGGUCUUGAUACAACAGAUAUUGGUACCUGUGCCAUCACUGCUAUUCCUUUUGAGAAAUCCAAAGUUUUAUUUACUCUUGAAGAGCUGGAUGAGUUUGCUUUUGUGGAUGAAACUGAUCAGCAAGCUGUUCCAGAUGUAACUCGAAUAGGUCCCAGCCAGGAAAAAUGGGGUUGGAUAAUGUUCGAAUGUGGACUUGAAAAUUUAACAAUAAAAGGAGGAAGACAGUCUGGUGCUGUUUUAUAUAACGCUUUUGGAAUUAUGGGUAAAGCUAAUGUCACAGAAAGGGGUGGAGUGCUGACAUCCAAUAAUUCUUCUGAUUCUCCAACUGGCAGUGGCUAUAAUACUGAUGUCUCUGAUGAUAAUCUUCCUUGUGACCGAACAAGCCCUUCUUCAGACUUAAAUGGAAAUUCUGUUUCUGAUGAACAAGAUGAAGGAGUUGAAUCUGAUGAUUUGAAAAAAGAUCUACCUCUAAUGCCUCCACCUCCAGAUUCAUGUAGCAUGAAGUUGACCAUCAAGGAAAUUUGGUUUAGUUUUGCAGCUCCCACCAAUGUGAGAUCUCCUGCACAUGCAUUUUCUAGGCAGCUGAACCUUUUAAGCACUGCAACUCCAGCUGUUGGUGCAUGGCUUGUUCCCAUUGAUCAACUCAAGUCGUCUUUAAACAAAUUAGAAACUGAGGGGACCUUGAGAAUUUGUGCUGUUAUGGGAUGCAUAAUGACAGAAGCAUUAGAGAAUAAAAGUGUACAUUUCCCCUUAAGAAGUAAAUAUAACAGACUUACAAAAGUUGCCCGCUUUCUCCAAGAAAAUCCUUCAUGUUUGCUGUGCAAUAUACUACAUCACUACCUUCACCAGGCAAAUUAUUCCAUCAUUGAUGACGCUACAAUGAGUGAUGGCCUUCCUGCUCUGGUAACUUUAAAGAAAGGUUUGGUUGCACUUGCAAGGCAGUGGAUGAAGUUUAUUGUGGUGACACCAGCCUUUAAAGGAGUUAGUUUACAUCGACCUGCUCAGUCCCUGAAACCUCAGUCAGCUGUGGACCAUGAACAUGAAGAUGGGCUUGGGCUGGACAAUGGAGGUGGUCUUCAAAGUGAUACCAGUGCUGAUGGAGCAGAAUUUGAAUUUGAUGCAGCCACAGUCAGCGAGCACACAAUGCUGCUGGAGGGGACAGCCAGCCGGCCUCCGCCUGGCAGCUCUGGGCCUGUGACUGGGGCUGAGAUCAUGAGGAAGCUUUCUAAGACCCACACCCAUAGUGACUCUGCACUAAAGAUAAAGGGCAUUCAUCCGUACCAUUCUCUGAGCUAUACCAGUGGUGACACUGCCACAGAUUCUCCAGUGCAUGUGGGACGUGCGGGAGUAUCGGUGAAGGAGAGUCCAAGGAAGGAAAGCCUACUCAGCUACCUGACCGGAAGUUUUCCAAGCUUGCACAACCUUCUGGAAGGGACCCCUCAGAGAAGCAGUGCAGCAGUGAAAAGUAGCUCCCUGACGAGAACAGGAAACACAAUGGCCUCUGAUAUGUUAUCUGAACACCCCUUGUUAUCUGAGCCAUCGUCUGUGAGUUUCUAUAACUGGAUGUCAAAUGCUGUGGGUAACCGAGGAAGUGUGGUACAGGAGUCUCCUGUCACAAAAUCAGGACACAACAGUCUCCCAACAGGUGUUGCACCCAAUCUUCCUACAAUACCCUCAGCCUCAGAUUUCAACACCGUCUUGUCUAGUGACCAGAAUACCUUGGAUGGGACACAUUCUCAGCACAGCACUAGUCAGGAUGAUGUGGCAGGUGUGGAAGAAGCCAACCAAGGUUUUCCUGCUGUACAACUUGCUGAUGCGCAGGUUGUUUUCAAACCUCUUCUGAGUCAUACAGGGAUCCAGUCACAGGACACAAUGCCACUCUGCUACCGAAUGUACUUCGGAGAACACCUCUCCUUUUCAGGGACUUUGGACUGCCUUAGAGCAGAUAUUGUGGAUUCAGACACGGCCAAGGAGAGAAAAGGCAAAAGAGCAAGAAGGCAAGGCCAUGUGAAUCUUCCUCCACUUGAGUUCAAACCAGCCUUGAUGUUGGAAACCUUUAGCAUCAGUGCUGUUGUAAUGGAAAAAUCCGUGUGCACCCCUCAGAACUCCACCAGUGCUCUUUCUUUUCAUGAUCUCAAUAAGCGUUAUUAUAAUACUUUUCACUGCAACUUUACUAUUUCCUGUCAAUCAAUAAGCCAGCAUGUAGAUAUGGCUUUAGUUCGUCUCAUUCAUCAAUUUAGUACAAUGAUAGACGACAUCAAAGCGACUCAGACUGACAUUAAACUUAGCAGAUAUACAGCUGGAUCAGCUUCCCCAACACCAACUUUCAAAACCAGAAAACACCGGGACUUCCGCUCAUCCGACUUCAGCCGCAGUUCUAGGGGAAGUCUUAACGGUGGCAAUAGAGUAAAUAAUACAAAGAACAAACGGACCAACAAUGAGAAUAACAAAAAGGAGUCUCGAAACAAAAAUUCAUUAGGAAGAUCUGAAAGAAGAACUUCAAAAGUGUCUAGGAAAGGUUCAAAAGACGUGGUGGAUCAUAUGACUAUCCACAUGGAUGACUCUGAUUCAAUUACAGUAUCAGAACAAAGUGAGCCUUCAGCUGAGUGCUGGCAGAAUAUGUAUAAAUUGCUUAACUUCUAUUCACUUAUCUCUGAUCCAACAGGAAUACUGGAAAAAUCUUCAGAAACAUUUGGACCAGCAGGAGUUCGGAGCCCCACAGAGCCGACAUGUAAAGUUGUGUUUGAGAAUGAACAAGACAAUACUAGUGUGACUAAGAGGAAACGUAGUUUGGUAACUGCUGAACCUCAGCAUGUUACUCUGAUAGUGUUUGGGAUUGGCAUGGUGAACCGCACACACCUGGAGGCAGACAUUGGUGGGCUAACAAUGGAAUCGGAACUGAAGCGGAUUCAUGGCAGUUUUACACUUAAGGAAAAAAUGAAAGAUGUUCUACAUCAAAAGAUGACUGAGACAUGUGCCACUGCUCAUAUUGGUGGGGUUAAUAUUGUGCUGCUUGAAGGGAUUACACCAAAUAUACAACUGGAGGAUUUUCCUACAUCUCCUACAAGCACAGCCAAACAAGAGUUUCUAACUGUAGUGAAAUGUAGUAUUGCCAAGUCCCAAGCCCUCUACAGUGCCCAGAGGGGACUGAAGACUAACAAUGCCGCCGUGUUCAAAGUAGGAGCUAUCAGCAUCAAUAUUCCCCAGCACCCUGCCACCUUGCACAGCAUGAUGGUUCGAAGUUCUCACCAACUAUCUAAGCAGAUCUCAGAUCUCAUCAGACAGCCUUCUACAGCCCCACAGCCUGUAAAAGAAGAUAUUGCAACCCCCCUACCUUCUGAAAAAACCCCAACAAGUGUUAAUCAAACUCCUAUUGAAACAAAUGAAUUUCCUCAACUACCAGAAGGUUUAGAGAAGAAGCCUAUCGUCCUUAAGUUCAGUGCCAUGUUAGAUGGUAUAGCCAUCGGAGCAGCACUUUUGCCAUCUCUGAAAGCAGAGUACAAGAUGGGACGAAUGAGAAGCCACGGAAUGACAGGUGCACAGACCAGGUUUACAUUUGAGCUGCCAAACCACAGAUUGCGUUUCACUUCAAAAGUUUCUGCCACAGAUAUGUCAACCAUUCCUCCUUCUGCCAGUCUUAACCUUCCUCCGGUUACUAUGUCAGGGAAAUAUAUAAUGGAAGAGCAUGAUAGUUACUCAGAUCAAGUGUGGAGUAUAGAUGAACUGCCUUCUAAACAAGGGUACUAUUUACAGGGAAAUUAUCUACGUUGUGUGGCAGAAGUUGGUUCCUUUGAACAUAAUCUUACAACUGAUCUUCUAAAUCACCUGGUAUUUGUACAGAAAGUAUUCAUGAAGGAAGUUAAUGAAGUAAUACAAAAAGUUUCUGGCGGGGAGCAGCCUAUUCCUCUUUGGAAUGAACAUGAUGGAACAGCGGAUGGAGAGAAGCCUAAAAUUCUACUUUAUUCUUUGAACUUGCAGUUUAAGGGUAUUCAGGUAACGGCCACAACUCCCUCAAUGAGAGCUGUAAGAUUUGAAACUGGGUUGAUUGAACUGGAACUUUCAAACAGACUUCAAACCAAAGCUUCACCAGGAAGCAGCAGCUAUCUGAAACUGUUUGGUAAAUGCCAAGUGGAUUUAAAUCUGGCUUUAGGACAGAUUGUCAAACAUCAGGUUUAUGAGGAAGCUGGUUCUGAUUUUCAUCAAGUUGCCUAUUUUAAAACUAGAAUUGGAUUAAGAAAUGCCCUGCGAGAAGAAAUCAGUGGUUCUUCAGAUAGGGAAGCUGUGCUUAUUACCUUGAAUCGACCAAUUGUUUAUGCACAGCCCGUGGCCUUUGAUAGAGCUGUGCUGUUUUGGCUGAAUUAUAAGGCUGCAUAUGACAACUGGAAUGAACAACGAAUGGCUUUACAUAAAGAUAUUCAUAUGGCUACAAAGGAAGUGGUAGAUAUGCUGCCUGGUAUCCAGCAAACGUCAGCCCAGGCAUUUGGGACUCUCUUCCUGCAGCUCACUGUCAAUGAUCUGGGAAUUUGCCUGCCUAUCACGAAUACUGCACAGUCUAAUCACACUGGAGACCUUGACACUGGUUCUGCCUUAGUACUGACCAUUGAAAGUACUCUCAUCACUGCUUGUUCUUCAGAAUCUCUAGUCAGUAAAGGGCAUUUCAAAAACUUUUGUAUCCGUUUUGCUGAUGGCUUUGAGACGUCAUGGGAUGACUGGAAACCAGAAAUUCGUGGGGACCUAGUAAUGAAUGCCUGUGUAGUUCCAGAUGGUACCUAUGAAGUAUGUUCCAGGACUACAGGACAAGCAGCUGCUGAAAGCAGUAGUGCUGGAACCUGGACACUCAACGUAUUGUGGAAAAUGUGUGGGAUUGAUGUCCACAUGGAUCCUAACAUUGGAAAAAGACUGAAUGCUCUGGGUAACACCCUUACAACCCUGACAGGAGAAGAAGACAUAGAUGACAUUGCUGAUCUAAAUUCAGUGAAUAUAGCUGACUUGUCAGAUGAGGAUGAAGUUGAUACUAUGUCUCCCACUAUCCAUACUGAAGCUAUAGAUUAUCGAAGACAAGGAGCAUCUGGUAGCCAGCCAGGAGAACUCAGAGGAAGAAAAAUUAUGAAGCGUAUAGUAGAUAUCCGAGAAUUGAAUGAACAGGCCAAAGUAAUAGAUGAUCUUAAAAAAUUAGGUGCAAGUGAAGGAACUAUAAACCAGGAAAUUCAGCGUUAUCAACAGUUAGAAUCUGUUGCUGUGAAUGAUAUUAGAAGAGAUGUUCGUAAAAAGUUACGGAGGUCCAGUAUGCGAGCUGCUUCUCUAAAGGAUAAGUGGGGUUUGGGUUACAAACCAAGUUACAGCAGAUCGAAGAGCAUUUCAGCUUCUGGAAGACCACCUCUUAAGCGAAUGGAAAGGACAAGUUCUCGAGUAGGAGAAACCGAGGAGCUCCCAGAAAUUCGUGUGGAUGCAGCAUCUCCUGGACCCAGAGUCACUUUCAAUAUCCAAGAUACAUUUCCAGAGGAGACAGAGUUGGACCUCUUGUCAGUAACCAUUGAAGGUCCUUCCCAUUACUCAUCAAAUAGUGAAGGGUCAUAUUCCGUGUUCAGUUCUCCCAAAACUCCAGGAGGCUUUUCACCAGGCAUUUCUUUCCAGUCUGAAGAGGGUCGACGGGAUGACAGUUUGUCUUCUACCAGUGAAGAUUCUGAGAAAGAUGAAAAGGAUGACGACCACGAGAGGGAAAGGUUUUAUAUUUACAGGAAACCCUCACAUACAUCUCGUAAAAAAGCAACAGGCUUUGCUGCUGUUCAUCAGCUAUUUACAGAACGCUGGCCAACAGCCCCAGCCAACAGAAGUCUUAGUGGCACAGCUACAGAGAGAAAUAUUGACUUUGAACUUGAUAUUCGAGUUGAAAUUGAUAGUGGAAAAUGUGUGCUCCACCCAACCACCCUUCUACAAGAACAUGAUGAUAUAAGCUUGAGAAGGAGUUACGACAGAAGUUCCAGGAGUUUAGAUCAAGAAUCUCCUUCCAAAAAGAAGAAGUUUCAAACUAAUUAUGCCUCUACCACCCAUUUAAUGACUGGCAAGAAAGUUCCAUCAUCUCUACAAACAAAGCCCAGUGACUUAGAAACAACAGUAUUUUAUAUUCCUGGAGUUGAUGUAAAGUUGCAUUACAAUUCCAAGACUCUAAAGACCGAAUCACCUAAUGCCUCCAGAGGAUCUUCCUUGCCACGAACACUCUCUAAAGAGUCCAAGCUGUAUGGUAUGAAAGAUAGUGCAACAUCUCCUCCUUCUCCUCCUUUACCUUGCACUGUCCAGAGCAAGACUAACACCUUACUUCCUCCCCAACCCCCACCUAUUCCCUCAGCCAAAGGAAAAGGAAGUGGAGGAGUAAAAACAGCCAAGUUAUAUGCCUGGGUAGCACUUCAGUCAUUGCCAGAAGAAAUGGUAAUCAGUCCCUGCCUAUUAGACUUUCUGGAAAAGGCUCUGGAAACUAUCCCAAUUACACCAAUUGAAAGGAAUUAUACAACUGUCAGCUCUCAAGAUGAAGAUAUGGGACAUUUUGAAAUACCAGAUCCUAUGGAAGAAUCAACAACAUCACUAGUAUCAUCUUCAACAUCUGCUUACUCUUCCUUCCCUGUAGAUGUUGUGGUUUAUGUACGAGUUCAGCCCUCACAGAUCAAGUUUAGCUGUUUACCAGUGUCAAGAGUAGAAUGCAUGCUAAAGCUGCCAUCCCUGGAUUUGGUGUUUUCGUCAAACCGAGGCGAACUGGAGACUUUAGGGGCUGCAUAUCCUGCAGAGACCUUAUCCCCUGGAGGUAGUGCUCCUCCAAGCGGAACAAAAACCUCCUCGAGCAAAACUGGAGUACCAGGUUCAUCAGGAUUAGGCAGCCCUCUUGGCAGAAGUCGACAUAGUAGUAGUCAGUCAGAUCUGACCAGUUCCAGCAGCAGUUCCUCUGGGCUGAGCUUCACUGCAUGCAUGUCUGACUUUUCCCUUUAUGUAUUUCAUCCAUAUGGAGCAGGGAAACAAAAAACCGCUGUUUCUGGCCUUACACCUGGAUCAGGAGGAUUAGGGAAUGUAGAUGAAGAACCCACUUCAGUCACUGGUCGAAAAGACUCACUCAGUAUAAAUCUCGAGUUUGUAAAAGUGAGUUUGUCUCGGAUAAGGCGUUCUGGAGGUGCCUCAUUUUUUGAAAGUCAGUCUGUAAGCAAGUCUGCAAGCAAAAUGGAUACUACACUAAUAAAUAUAUCUGCUGUUUGUGAUAUAGGGUCUGCUUCCUUUAAAUAUGACAUGCGCCGCCUCAGUGAAAUUCUGGCAUUUCCAAGAGCCUGGUAUAGGAGGAGUAUUGCAAGACGCCUAUUCCUUGGAGACCAAACUAUCAAUUUGCCAACAUCUGGCCCAGGGACACCUGAUUCCAUUGAAGGUGUAAGCCAACACCUUUCUCCCGAAUCAUCAAGAAAAGCUUAUUGCAGGACGUGGGAGCAGCCUAGUCAGUCAGCCUCCUUCACCCACAUGCCUCAGUCACCUAAUGUGUUCAAUGAGCAUAUGACGAGCAGCACCAUGUCACCAGGGACAGCAGCACAGAGCCUAAAAUCCCCAGCUUCCAUAAGGUCAAGGAGUGUGUCCGAUUCUUCAGUUCCCCGAAGAGAUUCACUUUCAAAAACAUCAACUCCUUUUAACAAAUCAAACAAAGCAGCAAGCCAACAAGGGACCCCAUGGGAAACACUUGUCGUGUUUGCUAUCAACUUGAAGCAAUUAAACGUUCAAAUGAAUAUGAGUAAUGUAAUGGGAAAUACAACCUGGACAACUAGUGGUUUGAAGAGCCAAGGCCGCCUGUCAGUAGGAAGUAAUCGAGAUCGAGAAAUAAGCAUGUCUGUUGGUCUGGGAAGAUCACAGUUAGAUUCUAAAGGAGGAGUAGUUGGAGGAACUAUAGAUGUAAAUGCUUUGGAGAUGGUUGCUCAUAUUUCUGAACAUCCAAACCAGCAACCCAGUCACAAAAUUCAAAUUACUAUGGGUUCUACGGAAGCUCGUGUGGAUUACAUGGGCUCAAGUAUUCUCAUGGGUAUUUUCAGUAAUGCUGACCUCAAACUUCAAGAUGAAUGGAAAGUAAAUCUGUAUAACACACUGGAUUCAAGCAUGACUGAUAAAAGUGAAAUUUUUGUCCAUGGAGAUCUGAAGUGGGAUAUUUUCCAAGUAAUGAUAUCAAGAUCAACUACACCAGACCUGAUAAAAAUAGGAAUGAAGCUCCAGGAAUUUUUCACUCAGCAGUUUGACACCAGCAAACGAGCUCUGUCUACCUGGGGACCAGUUCCUUAUCUUCCACCUAAGACAAUGACUAAUAACCUAGAGAAAAGUUCACAAGAACAAUUGCUCGAUGCAGCGCAUCAUCGACAUUGGCCUGGAGUAUUGAAGGUGGUAUCAGGGUGCCACAUAUCCUUAUUUCAGAUUCCGUUACCUGAAGAUGGAAUGCAGUUUGGAGGAUCAAUGAGCUUACAUGGAAAUCACAUGACACUAGCUUGUUUUCAUGGCCCAAAUUUCCGUUCAAAAUCCUGGGCCCUUUUUCAUUUAGAGGAACCAAAUAUUGCUUUUUGGACUGAAGCUCAGAAAAUAUGGGAAGAUGGCUCUAGUGAUCACUCUACAUAUAUUGUACAAACACUGGAUUUUCAUCUGGGCCAUAAUACCAUGGUUACCAAACCAUGUGGUGCAUUGGAAAGUCCUAUGGCAACAAUAACCAAGAUAACCAGGCGUCGCCAUGAAAAUCCACCCCAUGGAGUAGCAAGUGUGAAAGAAUGGUUCAAUUAUGUUACGGCCACAAGGAAUGAAGAGCUAAACCUGCUUCGUAAUGUUGAUGCUAAUAACACUGAGAAUAGCACAACAGUGAAGAAUUCUAGUUUGCUCAGUGGAUUUAGAGGAGGUUCUAGCUACAAUCAUGAAACAGAGACAAUCUUUGCACUACCAAGAAUGCAGCUUGACUUUAAAUCCAUUCAUGUUCAAGAACCACAAGAACCUUCAUUACAGGAUGCCAGCCUGAAGCCAAAGGUAGAAUGCAGUGUGGUGACAGAGUUCACUGACCACAUCUGUGUGACGAUGGAUGCUGAGCUCAUCAUGUUUCUUCAUGAUUUAGUGUCAGCUUAUCUUAAAGAAAAAGAAAAAGCUAUUUUUCCACCUCGGAUUUUAUCUACUCGACCAGGACAGAAAAGUCCAGUUAUCAUUCAUGAUGAAAAUUCCUCUGACAAAGACAGAGAAGACAGCAUCACUUACACUACUGUGGACUGGAGAGAUUUUAUGUGCAAAACGUGGCAUCUAGAACCCACUCUUAGAUUAAUUUCUUGGACUGGAAGAAAAAUUGACCCAGUAGGCGUUGAUUAUAUUCUUCAAAAAUUGGGCUUUCAUCAUGCCAGGACUACUAUUCCUAAAUGGCUUCAAAGAGGAGUCAUGGACCCACUGGACAAGGUUCUGUCAGUUCUUAUUAAAAAACUCGGUACUGCACUACAGGAUGAAAAGGAAAAGAAAGGAAAAGACAAAGAAGAACACUAAACAGUAACUUAAUCUGUGAACAAGCUUUGAUUCUGUCCGUUAAGCUUUAUUACACUGGAGUGUUGGGGGUGGGUGGGUUUGUAUAAUAAAAUUAUUUUAAAUAUAACUUUAAAAAAUUUAAUUUUGUGGCCAUUAUAUUAAGUUUGUAACUUAACCUGUUUAUUCUAGUUCAACCAUUCUGUACACAGUGAAGUAUUGCAUGAUAAUGUAAAUUUUGUGAAAAACUAGAUUAAAAUAUACAAAUCUGUUCAGUAAGGUUUAUAAUUAUAUUAUGUGCAAUAUGAUUCCUGCAUCUUUAAAAUAUUUUCAGAAUAACUGUGAAUUUCCUUUAUUAUUGGCCAUAACUUUAGAAAAAAUCUUGUUGAUACUGUGAGGGGUUUUUUUUGGACAUUAAUUACUUUUUCUUUUUUAUUUUAAACAUAGACUUGUAUAAAUACUUAUUGUAUAUAGUUUGAGUAACUGUGAUAUGAAUAAAUACCACUAAAGUAUUGUUUGUAACUACUGUAAUAAAGUCACAAUAAUUGAUUUCA
Messenger RNA from Odocoileus virginianus texanus, 15691 nucleotides. The record is from RefSeq and is a predicted model, not a curated record. NCBI's taxonomy places the organism in Eukaryota, Metazoa, Chordata, Mammalia, Artiodactyla, Cervidae.